Molecule: messenger RNA, 4342 nt
Organism: Clarias gariepinus (North African catfish)
Lineage: Eukaryota; Metazoa; Chordata; Actinopteri; Siluriformes; Clariidae
Product: NLR family CARD domain-containing protein 3-like
Exons: 10
Coding region: 316-3075 (919 amino acids)
Molecular function (GO): protein binding
Source: RefSeq, a predicted model, not a curated record
UUUUGCUUUCAUACACACACCACCUGUUUGACAUGGUUAUAUCUGGAUGAUUGUGCUUGAUAAUAUAUUAAGAAAAGGAGUGUAAACCAUACCAGCAGAAAAUAUCUGACUCUUCAGGACCCAGCUCAGUGUUUGUGCAAAUCUCACUAAUAUUCAAGGAUAGAGACUUCUUUUUUGGUUCAAACUUUUUAUUGUGUAGUCAUCAUGACAGAUAUAAAUUUUAAGCGAUUGUCCAUUUUUAACAAUAUAAACAUGUAAAGAACAAUAAAACAAGCAUCAAGUACAAUCAAACAAAAACCAACAACCACACCAAAGAUGGAGACUUCUGAACUGGACACAGAUAAUGUGUCCCCAAACUCCAACAAUUGUAAACUCCAGGAAAAUAGAUCAGAAUUAGCAGGACCCAGCUGUAUCUCCAUGAGGAGCGAUAAUUCUAUGGAUCAUCCUCUUUGGUUUAAUGAUGGAAACUCUUCACACAGGAAACUUCUGGAAAAUAGAUCAGAAUCAACAGGACCCAGCUGUAUCUCCAUGAGGAGUGAUAAUUCUAUGGAUCAUCCUCUUUGGUUUAAAGAUGGAAACUCUUCACACAGGCAGGAUCCAGAGUCUGCUGCAGUAAAUCUAUUUAAAAAAAAGUUUCAAUUAAAUCUGUUUUUGAAUGGAGUGAUAAUAAAGCAGGAAAACCGAACACUCCUGAAUGAGAUCUACACAGAGCUCUACAUCACAGAGGGAGACAGUGGAGACUUCAAUAAAGAACAUGAGGUGAGACAGAUCGAGGCAGCAUCCAGGAGAACAACAACAGAGGAAACACCAAUCCAAUGCAAUGACAUCUUUAAUCCCUUAUCUGUACAAGACAAACCCAUCAGAACUGUGCUGACAAAGGGAGUCGCUGGCAUUGGAAAAACUGUCUCUGUGCAGAAGUUCAUUCUGGACUGGGCUGAAGGGAAAGCAAAUCAGGAUGUCCACCUCAUAUUUCCACUUCCUUUCAGAGAGCUGAAUUUGAUAAAGGACCAGGAACUAAGUCUGAUGGAGCUCCUUCAUGUCUGUUUUAAGGAAACAAAAGAAAUAGAAAUGUCCAGUUUGAAAAAGGUUCUGUUCAUUUUUGAUGGAUUGGACGAGUGUAAUUUUUCACUAGAUUUUCAGAACACAGUGAGAGUGUGUGAUGUAACUAAAUCAGCAUCAUUGUCUGGGCUGCUGAUAAACCUGAUCAAAGGGAAUCUGCUUCCCUCUGCUCUCAUCUGGAUCACCUCCCGACCUGCAGCAGCUGAUCAAAUCCCCUCUGAGUGUGUCCAUCGAGUCACAGAGGUACGAGGGUUCAAUGACCCACAGAAGGAGGAGUACUUCAGGAAGAAAAUCAGUGAUCAGAGCCUGGCCAAUAACAUCAUCACACACCUGAAGUCAUUAAGAAGCCUCUACAUCAUGUGCCACAUCCCAGUCUUCUGUUGGAUUUCAGCCACUGUUCUAGAGAGAAUGUUGUGUGAAGCAGAAGGUGGAAGGAUCCCCAAGACUCUGACUCAAAUGUACACACACUUCCUCAUCAUUCAGAUAAACAUCACAAGAAAAAAGUACGCAAAGAAGCAGAUGAGGAGUAAUGAGGAGAUGCUUCUUAAACUGGGACAACUGGCUUUUGAGCAGCUGAAGAAAGGCAACCUGAUCUUCUAUGAGGAAGACCUGAGAGAGUGUGGCAUUGAUGUGAGAGAAGCAGCAGUGUACUCAGGUGUGUGUACGCAGAUCUUCAGAGAGGAGUUUGGGCUUCACCAGAGUAAAGUGUACUGCUUUGUUCAUCUGACUGUUCAGGAAUACCUUGCAGCUCUGUAUGUGCACCUGAUGUUCACGAUGGAAAAAAGAAAUGUUCUUGAAUGGACUUGGUUCACUAAAUGUGACAUAAAAGGAAUUACAAUCUCAGAAGUACACAAGAGUGCUGUAGAUCAGGCCUUGCGAAUUCACACUGGACAACUGGAUAUUUUCCUUCGCUUUCUUCUGAGUCUCUCACUCGAGUCCAAUCAGAAUCUUUUACAGGCUUUAGUAACACAGACAGGAAGUAGCUCCCACAGCACAGAUGAAACAGUUCAGUACAUUAAGAAGAAGAUCAGUGAAGAUCUUCCUAUAGAGAAAUCCAUCAAUCUGUUCCACUGUCUGAUUGAACUGGAUGAUGAUUCUCUAUUGAAGGAAAUCCAACACUACCUGAAAUCUGAGAAACAAAGUGAACUCUCUUUAUCACAGUGGUCUGCUCUAGUGUUUGUGUUACUGACAUCAGCAGAGGAGCUGGAAGAAUUUGACUUGAAUAAAUAUCUCAGUGAUGAUAAGAUAACAGAAGCUGUUCUUUUGAGGGUGAUGCCAGUGAUUGCAGCAUCCAGAAAAGCAAUUAUAACAUGCAAUUUUCAUGAAGUGAAAAGUUGGUCCGCCCUGGUCUCUGCACUCAGCUCAGAAACUUCCAAUCUGAAAGAACUGCAUCUGACUGUGCAAAGACUGGAACUAGAUGAGAAUAACAUAGGAGACUUAGAAGUGAAGAAUCUUUUUGCUGGACUGAAGAAUCCUCACUGCAAAGUAAAAACACUGAGGUUGCGUCAGUGUGGUAUCUCAGAUGAAGGGUGUGCUGGUCUGACUUCAGCUCUGAGAUCAAACCCCUCACAUCUAAGGGAGCUAAAUCUUUCCUUUAAUAAUGUAGGAGACUCAGGAGUGAAGUGUCUCUGUGCUGUACUGGAGAAUCCUCACUGUAAACUGGAGACACUGAGUUUGUGGAAGUGUGGUGUCUCAGAUAAAGGCUGUGCUGCUCUGACUUCGGCUCUGAGAUCAAAUCCCUCACAUCUGAAAGACCUGGAUCUUUCUUAUAAUAAACUAGGAGACUCAGGAGUAAAAUAUCUCUCUUCUGUACUGGGGAUUCCUCAAUGUAGCUUGGAGACACUGUGGUUGUGUGAUUGUGGUGUGUCAGAUGAAGGCUGUGCUGCUCUGACUUCAGCCCUAAGCUUAAAAUGCUCACACCUGAAAGAAUUGGAUCUGCUUUUUAAUAAAAUAGGAGACUCAGGAAAGAAGAAGCUGUCUGUUCUUAAGGACAAAAUACGUACAAUGAGGGUGUGAUGAUCAUCCUUCCCAAAAGAAGAUUUCUUUUUAAAAAAUAAAACACAGUGACACCCUGUAGUUAAGUGCACUUAUGGAAAUAGUGAUAUAUUGCUAGAAUUGUAAUUCUAUGUAAUAACAGAAAAGUGAGGUGAUAAUCACAGCAAAUGGGCCAGUGCUCUUACAUUAAAUAAAUCUUGAGGUUAACUGGAGCAAACUGCUUCAUAGCAUACACUGCCCAGCCAAAAAACAAAUGUGCACACUCGUAAACAUUGGACCACCUUUUGCUUUGUUUGCUUUUGUUUAACUGUGGCAUAGUUUCAAUAAGCUUAUGCAAUGUCACAAUAUUUAUUUCAGUCCAGAGUCUUAUUAAUUUUUCUCUAAGUUCUUGUGUAGAUGAUGGGAGAGUCAGACCACAGCAUAAAGCCUUCUCCAGCACAUCUCACAUUUCACAGCAUUUCAGUGAUGUCCCAUCACUCGCAUUCAGGAUGCUUUUCCAACCACAUUUCUUUCUCAAAGAUGAUGGUUCAUCACUAUCCUUCCUGGUUACAUUUUUUGACCCAAUUGUACUACUUUCAGCAAUAUUCCUAGUUAUGUUGUUUGCUUGAUGCAGGCCAGAAAUUUGAAGCUUCUGAAACAGCAACAACAUCUUUGCCAUAACCACAGGAUAUGUCUUCUAACAUGGUUGUUUAAGAAAUGAGAAGCUAUUCAUUGCAUCACUCCCUCAUCUUCUAUACCACUUUAUCCUGUAUUCAGGGUCGCGGGGACCUGGAGCCUAUCCCAGGAGGCUUAGGGCACAAGGCAGGGUACACCCUGGACAGGGUGCCAAUCCAUCGCAGGGCACACAUACAUACUACAGGCAAUUUGGGAACGCCAAUUAGCCUAACCUGUAAAUAUUCGGACUUUGGAAGAAACCGGAGUACCCGGAGGAAACCCACCAAGCACGGGGAGAACAUGCAAACUACAUACACACAGAGAAGGGAAUCGAGCCUGGCCGGGAAUCAAACCCGAAUCCUGGAGGUGCAAGGCGACAGAGCUAACCACUACACCACCGUGCCACCCUCAUUGCAUCAGUUAGAGUUAAAUAACUUGCUGAACAAUAUUAAUCACUGCAGUAGUAAUUUAGUGGAGGGCUCUUAAUUAUUAGCUUAGUUAAGAAGUGACUUAUAUAUUUUUUAUAUGGUUUAUGAGACAUAAGAUUUGUUCAUGCUAUUAGUAUCUCUUUGGUAUUGUAAUAUUCCUUUCUUUUUUUUUUCAACUGUAUCAUAGUAUAUUAUCACUAAAUAAA